AUGACUUUCACGCCCGAGGCCACCGAGACGCAGAGUCUGCUGGAGGGCCAACGAACAGACCACAGGAAAACCCCCCGCUCGUGGUCGACUCCCAAAAAGGCGGCGAUUCUGGGAGUGGUGUCUUUUGCCGUCUUCAACGAUGCUGUUGGAACCGGCGUCGUCACCCCGGGCGCAACUCAGAUCGUCCGUGAAUUCCAGACCACCAAUCCCGCCGCCACUCCUUUCCUCAUCUCUGUCCAUGUCAUUGGGAUGGCCAUCGGGCCGCUGGUCGUGUCCCCGGCCAGCGAGCUUUGGGGCCGCGCUCCGCUCAUGCACAUCUCGAACCUGCUGUUCAUGGCCUCCCUGGCCAUGAGUGCGCUGAGUGCGAAUAUGACAACAUUACUGGUCGCCCGAGUGAUAACCGGAAUGGCGGGCUGCAUUCCGAUUGUCCUGGAAGGCGGAUUCAUCGCCGAUCUGGUGGCCGCAGAGAAACGGGGGAAGAUCAUAGCGAUAUGGGCUUUGGCACCGGUGUCGGGGAGUGCAAUCGGUCCGAUUGUCGCCGGCGAACUGACGCUUCGAUUUGGAUGGAGGACUGCAUUCUGGGCUAUGUUUGUCGUGGCCUCCGUCCAGACAAUCAUGGCCAUGUUCGUCCUCCAAGAGACCUCCGAUCCCUCAGUCCUUCGAAAGCAUGCCAAAUCAGAAGGCUCCCAAUCUGCUCGCUGGGACGCAUUCAAGACAGCCUUUGCCCGCCCCGUUAAGCUCGCGACGUUGUCCCCCGUGGUCAUCCUCUCUGCCUUGAUGAUGAGCAUGGCAUACGUCGUCUUCUACAUCCUCAUGUCCGACCUGCCUGUUCUAUUCGGCGACAAGUACGGGUUCGACUCUGCACAGAUUGGAUAUUCCUACAUCAGUCCCACCCUUGGAGCCGUCUUUGGAUUCACCCUUCUCGGCGGACUGGCCGAUCGCGUCUUCCAGAAACGCACUCUCAAAAGGGGCAUGAGCAAACCCCAGGACCGCCUCGCCAUGAUAUCAUUCGAAGUCCUCCUCGUCGCCUCUGGAGUCCUGGCCUACGGAUGGUCCGCACAGGCCCAUAUGCACUGGGUCGUACCUCUCCUAGGCGCCAACCUGACCAUGAUCGGAGCGUCCGGGGUCGUCGUAUCCCUGCAGCAAUACCUGACGGAUUACUUUGGGCCGCACGUCCCCGGCGCAAUUGCAGUCUGCACUGUUCUGCGAAGUGUACUUGGCACUGUGCUGCCAUCCACCAUCCCGGCUUUGUACGGCACUCUUGGCUAUGGGUGGGGGAGCACUGUUCUUGCGGGUGCAGUGCUGCUAUUCUGCCCUAUCGUGUCUCUACUUAAUCGCUACGAGGGUUAUUAUGAAGAUGCCUAA
This is a messenger RNA of Aspergillus puulaauensis, 1365 nucleotides long. RefSeq lists its product as uncharacterized. Lineage: Eukaryota; Fungi; Ascomycota; Eurotiomycetes; Eurotiales; Aspergillaceae. The record is from RefSeq and is a predicted model, not a curated record. Gene Ontology annotation, molecular function: transmembrane transporter activity. Bases 1 to 1365 code for a protein of 454 amino acids. The transcript is spliced from 5 exons. Gene Ontology annotation, biological process: transmembrane transport.